This is a messenger RNA of Marmota monax (woodchuck), 6962 nucleotides long. RefSeq names its product exocyst complex component 2 (gene Exoc2). The transcript is spliced from 24 exons. Bases 199 to 2598 code for a protein of 799 amino acids. Lineage: Eukaryota; Metazoa; Chordata; Mammalia; Rodentia; Sciuridae. Gene Ontology annotation, cellular component: exocyst. Gene Ontology annotation, biological process: Golgi to plasma membrane transport; exocytosis. The record is from RefSeq and is a predicted model, not a curated record.
GGCGCUCGACUACUGGGCGGAUCGAUGUGCUCGGCGCUCGCGGCGGGCGGAAGUGUGGCGCCGGCGGUUGGGCGGCAGCGGCCCGGAGCUACUGGCGAGAACUGCUCGGACCCCUGUCUUUGAGGCUGCAGUCGGCGGCCACAGACCGACGGGAGAUUACUUCUGUAACUGGGUCACCAAUUAGUUGUACAAAACAUAAUGUCUCGAUCUCGACAACCCCCUCUGGUGACAGGCAUUUCUCCAAAUGAAGGAAUACCAUGGACAAAGGUCACCAUUAGAGGAGAAAACCUGGGGACUGGCCCCACUGACCUUAUCGGAUUGACAAUUUGUGGACAUAAUUGCCUUUUGACGGCUGAAUGGAUGUCUGCGAGUAAAAUAGUAUGUCGAGUGGGACAAGCCAAAAACGAUAAAGGGGACAUUAUUGUCACAACCAAAUCGGGUGGCAAAGGAACCUCAACAGUUUCUUUCAAGCUAUUAAAACCUGAAAAAAUAGGCAUUUUGGAUCAGUCUGCUGUGUGGGUCGAUGAAAUGAAUUAUUAUGAUAUGCGUACUGACAGGAAUAAAGGAAUUCCUCCAUUGUCCCUCCGUCCUGCAAAUCCUCUUGGCAUUGAAAUUGAAAAAAGUAAAUUUCCUCAGAAGGACUUAGAAAUGCUGUUCCAUGGAAUGAGUGCUGAUUUUACAAGUGAGAAUUUUUCAGCUGCCUGGUACCUUAUAGAGAACCACUCAACUACCAGCUUUGAACAGCUCAAAACAGCAGUCACCACCCUCAAAAGGCAGGCCAACAAGAAGAGCGAGGGCAGUCUGGCAUAUGUGAAAGGGGGUCUCAGUACAUUCUUUGAAGCACAGGAUGCCCUCUCAGCCAUCCAUCAAAAAUUAGAGGCUGAUGGAACGGAAAAAGUAGAAGGAUCCAUGACGCAGAAACUGGAGAAUGUUCUGAACAGAGCAAGUAAUACUGCGGACACGUUAUUUCAAGAAGUGUUAGGUCGAAAGGACAAGGCAGAUUCUACUAGGAAUGCACUCAAUGUACUUCAGCGAUUUAAGUUUCUCUUCAAUCUUCCUCUGAAUAUUGAAAGGAAUAUUCAAAAGGGUGACUAUGAUGUGGUUAUUAAUGAUUAUGAAAAGGCCAAGUCACUCUUUGGGAAAACGGAGGUGCAAGUUUUCAAGAAAUAUUAUGCUGAAGUAGAAACACGAAUAGAAGCUUUACGAGAAUUACUUCUGGAUAAAUUGCUUGAGACACCAUCAACCUUACAUGACCAAAAACGCUAUAUAAGGUAUCUGUCUGACCUUCAUGCUCCUGGUGACCCUGCCUGGCAAUGCAUUGGAGCCCAGCACAAGUGGAUCCUUCAGCUCAUGCACAACUGCAAGGAAGGCUAUGUGAAAGACCUGAAAGGUAACCCUGGCCUGCACAGUCCCAUGCUGGAUUUUGAUAAUGAUGUGCGACCUUCUGUGUUGGGCCACCUCAGUCAGACAGCAUCACUAAAGAGAGGCAGCAGCUUUCAGUCUGGUCGAGAUGACACAUGGAGAUAUAAAACUCCCUACAGAGUGGCAUUUGUUGAAAAAUUAACCAAGCUUGUUUUAAGUCAGCUGCCUAACUUCUGGAAACUCUGGAUUUCCUAUGUUAAUGGAAGCCUUUUCAGUGAGACUGCCGAGAAGUCAGGCCAAGUUGAAAGAUCAAAGAAUGUAAGGCAAAGACAAAAUGAUUUCAAGAAAAUGAUUCAGGAAGUAAUGCAUUCUCUUGUGAAGUUGAUCCGUGGAGCUUUGCUCCCACUCAGCAUCCGAGAGGGAGAAAUGAGGCAGUAUGGAGGCUGGGAGGUGAAGUCUGAGCUCUCUGGGCAAUGGCUUGCUCAUGUCAUCCAGACCAUAAGGCUUACUUAUGAAUCAUUGACUGCCCUCGAAAUUCCGAAUGAUAUGUUGCAGACUAUCCAGGAUCUUAUUUUGGAUCUCCGUGUACGUUGUGUAAUGGUCACAUUACAACACACAGCAGAAGAAAUAAAGAGAUUAGCUGAAAAGGAGGACUGGAUUGUUGAUAAUGAAGGAUUGACUUCUCUACCAUGUCAGUUUGAACAGUGCAUUGUGCACUCCCUGCAGUCCCUGAAGGUUGUUCUCGAGUGCAAGCCUGGGGAAGCCAGUGUCUUUCAACAACCUAAAACACAGGAGGAGGUUUGCCAGUUAAGCAUCAAUAUCAUGCAGGUUUUUAUAUACUGUUUGGAACAAUUGAGCACCAAGCCUGAUGCUGAUAUAGAUACUACACAUCUUUCUGUAGAUGUUUCUUCUCCUGAUUUGUUUGGAAGUAUUCAUGAAGACUUCAGUUUGACUUCUGAGCAGCGACUUUUGAUUGUCCUGAGUAAUUGCCGCCAUCUAGAACGUCGUACUUUCUUAAAUAUAACAGAACAUUUUGAAAAGCACAACUUCCAGGGAAUAGAAAAAAUAACACAGGUUAGCAUGGCCUCACUGAAAGAACUAGACCAAAGACUCUUUGAAAAUUACAUUGAGCUGAAAGCAGAUCCAAUCGUUGGCUCCUUGGAACCUGGAAUUUAUGCAGGCUAUUUUGACUGGAAAGACUGCCUACCUCCAACAGUUUUGUCUGAAAACCUUUGAAGAGCAUUGGGCCUGCCAAUGUUUGAUCUCCUUGCCUCAAGGCAUUCUCUGAGGAGCCUGUGGAAGUCUCUGAUGCCCCUACACCUGAUGAACAGAGAUAACAUAACUGAGGCAGCCAUGCCAUAUGCCUUUUUGUGCUGGGGGGAUGUCUGGUGAGAUUACUGUAUAUACUCUCAUGUUGGAAAAAGUUGAAAGUUUACAGUGAACAUUGAAAUUUGGAUCAUCAUUUUCAUGUAAGUUUAGCAUUGAAAUUAUCUUAUCUCUUUCUGAUAUCUCCUCUAAACAAAAGCCUUGGUUCAUAUGUGGAAGUUUUUAUUUUCCUAAUCUGUUGUGCUGGAGAGCAGUCUGGUCCACAUAGGUGCCAAUAGUAGCUUCAGAGCUGAUACGUAGCCAAUUAAGACUCUUUAAAUAUGCUCGGCAGAAUAGGGCACCACUGUCCACCGUUAGCCAAAAACUGUUGUACUAAUUUUAAUAUCUCUGCACUUUGCAUUAAAGAUGAGAUUUAAUGAAAAACUUGAGGAUUGACUUAGUGUUUGGAUAAGUGGCAUGCACUGAUAUAGACAAUUCCAGACUGUUACUUUGAACUGGAAAACUAACAAUUGCUGUACUUUCUGAGUUAUUUAUAACAUGCAUCACAACAGAAAGCUGAGGUUCAGAUGAUUUCCAAAUGUUACAUUUGGACUUUCUUACAAAUUUUAAGUCAUUAUCAAAUGUGCCUUGAUUAUUUAGUUCCUGUUUUGCAGAAUCUAAGGAAUUAGAGUAACAGUAGUGAGACUUUUAGACAAAUUGACUAAAAGAAAUCCUGGAAGCCACUUUAUGUUCAGCACACAUAUAUUUACAUGGUGUGUGUGUGUGUGUAUGUUCUCAUUUUUUAUUGAAAAUAGUUACUUAAUUGCAAUCAUUCUUACUAAAUGUUUCCUCCCUUGGACUGUGGUGCCACAUCCCUCCCAGCACACCUGGAGUCUAACUGGCUACAUAUCAGCUCUAAAGCUGCUGUUGGCACUUAGUUAGACCAGGCAGCACUCGGGAGAACCUCACAUCCACAUGUGUUACACAGAUUCUGUGCCUUCAAAGACAGCAAGAGGGCUGGGGAUGUGGCUCAAGCAGUGGCGCGCUCACCUGGCGUUCGAGCAUCCCGGGUUCGAUCCUCGGCACCACAUGCAGGCGGGGAUAUUGUGUCCGCCGAAGACUAAAAAAAAUGAAUAUUGAGGAUUCUCAUUCAUUCUCUCUCUCUCUCUCUCUCUCUCUCUCUCUCUUAAAAAAAAAGGCAGCAAGAGAGAUGACAGGAAUGACAGGGAAUAUUAGAACAGAAGACUGUGGAAAUGAUAAAAAGAUGAAAAGAGAUUUUUUUUCCUAGUAUUGGUUGGUUAUUUUUUAAAACUUUGUUUGCUUUUCUUUGUAUUUCUGGGUGUAGGACAAGGUGGAAGCAAAUAAUAACUCCUAGUUGCUAACUUUGGGCAAGUGAAAAGUAAUUCUGAGGCUGAGCUGGAAAAUGUAUAAUUCAAGUACCCUCCUUUAUACAUUACAAAGUUACAAAUUUGUUUCUGGUGUGUUAUUUUAUAAAAGACAAAAGGAUCAUAGUUUCAUCAAAAAGCAAUGCCAUUCAAAUGCUUUUAUUGGCUAAAACUGAAAAAGAAAAGUUUUAAGAAGGGUUGGUUUAGAGUAAAGCCUCCUCUGAUUAUCAUUCUCUUUUAAGGUUUUUUUUUGGUUUUGUUUUUUUUAAACAUAUGCAGGUCUGGUCAUUGGCUCCCUUUAAAACAUUUUUAAGGGCUCAUUUCCCUCACUUGAUCCCCAUAUCCCGCUCUAUCCUUCCUAUCCCACACGCCUCUGCUGGGAGGUUCCUGUGUGCCUAAACCAGGUUUUCUGUCCAAUGUGGACUCUUCCCUGGCUGUCCUUCAUCCCUGGAGUUUCGUCUCCAGAGGUGAGUUUUGUCUCCAUGGAUGAGUUCCCUGAGAGCUGUUGAGGAGUAGGACUUCACCACCACUCUACCUACAGCCACUAGUAAACCAUCAGAUGACUACCAGGAGCUCAAAUCCUAUGCUCAGGGAGUGAAGAAGACACAGAGAUUUACUCAUUUUUAUAAAUAUUGAGCAUGUGAGAGAAUUUGUUAAGAAUGCUAAACCACAGAGCAUUAUUUUCAGAAUGCCAUCACCAUCUGUCUCUUCCAACACCAAUAUAGAACCUCAAAGAUAGGAGGCAUUCAAUAAAUAUUUACUGGACUCCAACUUUCUUUUUUCCUUCUCUGAAUAAGAAGCAAAAAUCAACCCCCAAAUACUUUGAAUACAGCUUAAUAGUUGUCCUUUUUGAUUACUAUUUAUUUUGAACAUCAAUGUGGAAAACUUCUGAGUAUCUUAAAAAUAAUAUCUUCAGCAUUUCCUGGAAGUCCACAAUAAAUGGGAAACAUACAGGCCUGAAUGGGGAUGAGAGAUGUAACAUGCCUCAUUUUAUAGUUGAGAAAACUGAGGUCCAGAUGAAAUUUUACUUAAGACCAUGGACGAGUAUUGAAUUCUUUCUCUCUCUGCUUUCUAAUCACUUUCAAAAAAAAAUCAUUUAUCCACAAGCUAAUUAACAUGCCUAGCCCGUAUAAACAGUCCAAAAAUAGUAUAGCUGGAAUAAAAACUGAGUUUGUGACUAUUUUUUUUUAAGUAUUUGGAGCAAGAGACACCAGUGAACCAGUUUAUUUAUAUCUGAGAAAAUUAAAGACAAUGCUAAUAAAAUCUUGAUACGGUAGAGAAUAUUUACUUGGGAUAUGAAUUAUUUUUUGGAUCAAUUUACUUCUAUUUCUUGAUAGUAUCUCACACUAAUAAUCAAAAUGUUUGAAUGACAACCAAAGUAAAUUCAUAAAUAUGAUAUACUUAAAAACUCAUUUUUCUUUUUUGAAAUUACUGUCAUUUUUGGCUGCAAAUGGUGUGACAACCCAUGAUUACAGUAACAAGGGCUUUAAGAAUUAUAUGUAGACUACAUAUCACUUUUAGCAAAUUUGUGUAUUGAAGAACUUUAAUAAUAGGUUUUAUGCAGUCACAGAAAGCCACCUUCAUAGACUUUAAAUAUGAUGGGUAUGAAAGAAGUUUAUAUUCUUGCACUCUAUGGUUGGGUUGUAUUAGUGAAAAGAAAAAUUCGUGUGUAUACUUGGUAUUUUUUUAACCUUCUUUUUUUUGGUUUCUACAGUAGCUUUCUUUUUAAUAUUCUGCUGGGGCCUGCAGUCCUUCCUGCUGUAAUCCCCGCUAGGAACAUGCUAUAUGCACUAAAGAUCAGCAUGCAUGUUUGCAGUAACCCAGUUCCAUUCUAGUAGCUUUCCUAAGAGAAUUGGUAUUUAUGUCUACCAAAAGACAUGAACAACUAUAUUCAUAGCAGCCCCAUUUGAAAUAGCUAAAAAUUGCAAACAAAUUUUAUGACAGAUAAAUGUACAGUACAGUACAAUUUCAUACAAGAAUGAGAAUGACCCAAAUCCUCCACAUGCAACAACUUCAUUGUUCUCACAGGCAUUGAGAGGAAGACGCCAGCUAACAAAUAAAUAAGACUCUCUGUUUCUGUACCAUUUUCAGUAUUUCAUUUGUAUAAAAACAAGCACAACUGAUCUUGGGAGAUAGAGGAUAAAUAGUGUUUACCUCUUGGAGAGGGAAGGAGGACAUCAGAGUUUGCUGGAAAUAAAUAACUAUAUCUUGAUGUGUGUAUGUGUGGGUACAUAUAAAAAUGUAAAAAAAAAUCAAGUUCUACACUUAAGAGUUAUAUAGUUCACUAAAUAAAUGUAAGUUAUAUUUAAUUUUAAGGUGAAGGAAGCACUCAUAUCUAGAAACUUAAAGAUCCUGACUGCUGAGUGAUCAUGGUUUAAAAUUCAGCCGAUUAUGUACCUCUUCCAAAUAUAUCUGCAUUUCUUUGUGUAGUAGUUUCUCUGCUAUGAAAGCUGUUAAAUCCAAUUAUCAAAAUAAAAUGAACUUAGAAUCAGACCUUCAUUUUAAUUUUAAUUCUAAAAUACAUUUUUGUACUGGUAAAUGUAAAACUCUACUAUAAGUAAUGGUAGAUUACAUUACUGUUCACCAAAGCCCCCUUCUUUUUCUCUUAGGGAAAGGGUUUUCCUACCUUACCCACUGAAGUCAGAGCUAGGCCUGUGGAGUAGCCAGAUGAUCUCCAGCCAGAGCCUAGAGGACUAGCUAGCUCAGAGUAUUGUUCACAUUUUCCCCUACUUCUGUGGUCACAGAAGGUAUAUUGUGGUGGAGCCUCCAUAAGCCUAGACCCAAGUGAUAUCAGUUAUCAAGACCUCUAUGACCUCUGAAUUCUAUUUUCUUAUCAUCACAUUAGCAAGAAGUACAUUGGCUGUUGUUUUAAGCAUCUGAUAUUUUGGGGUAUUCUUCAACUUUGGCAUA